Messenger RNA from Cladocopium goreaui, 1992 nucleotides. NCBI's taxonomy places the organism in Eukaryota, Dinophyceae, Suessiales, Symbiodiniaceae. The record is from the annotation of a GenBank genome assembly.
AUGGUACUUGUAAGUGGCUUGGCCGAAAAGUAUGGAGCUGCCAAAUCUACGGAAGAGCUGCUGCUGUGCAAGAUCGGUCGCUGCUGUGGAAAAUCGACACCUCCCCUUUCGCGUGAAGAAAUCCUUGAGAGGAUGCCUUCAAUUGGGAAGUGGAAGUUGUCUCCCGAUGGCUCGCUGAUCAGCUUGUGCUUCGUGGCCAAAAGCUGGGAGGUGGCCAUGAAGUUUCUGAACGAGGUGAGUUCCCUGGCGGAGUCUGAGGGUCACCACCCUGACCUUCACCUCACCAACUACCGCAACGUCCAGGUCGAUCUGACAACUCAUGCGGUUGGUGGACUUGCGCUGCCCGAUUUCGUGCUGGCGGCCAAAAUCGACACCAUCAAGGCUGGCUUCGCUUCUAAGCCCACACCCAAGUAUCAUGUCCUGGGAGUAAACCAUCCGAAAUUCCCCAGGUUCGAAACACCCCAUUUGGUGAUCUUCAAAGAUUGGCGACUCACUGCUUUGCAGAUGUCCUUUACCUUUUCAGUGGCUGCGUACGUGGUCAUCAAGUCCUUGUUACUGUGGAGUGUCAUCCAAUACGAGGACGUAGCCACUGGUUUCAACAGUUGGUGCUUCACCAGUUGGCAGUCCGCUCCUGCCACUGAUUCGCCGCACUGCGGGCGGAAUCGCAGCUUUGAUUUGGCUCCACUGAACAGGGUGGAAUUGGGUGGCAUUGCGGCCUACAACCACAGCUGUCCCACGGUAACGGGUGCUGACAUCAUGCGUCAGGUGGGAACCGAAGCCCAGGUGACUGUCUGGUCACAGAAGCAGCGGAAGACGCUGGGCUGCGACGGGGCGGACUACGACGCGCUAGAUCUGAAUGGCAAGCCUUGCUUUGAGAGUUUCUUCAUGAAUGGCAUCGAGGAUCUACCUUUGUUCUUGAUCCACACUGUUUCGGCCAGCAGCAUUGGGAUCAAAGCAUCCCUACUUUCCUGCAAGAUCAUACGAGACGGGAAAAUCCUGGGCGAAGCCAGUGCUGGAGCAAACAACAAUGGUUGGGCCUUCACACUCAGGCAACUCCUGGAGUAUGCUGGCAACUAUUCUCUGGAUGACAUCAACGAGGGCAAUGUGGUGGACGUUCGGCCAGGGACAUUGAUCCGACUACGCCACACGGGUUUUAUCCUGACUUUGCGCUUCCGCUAUUGGAACUUUAAGAGCUGGCCCGAGGAUUAUUGGGACCAUCGUUCCUUUCCCUGGGAUUGGACCCCAUCAGAACCUCAAUGUUCCAUUGAAGUUGAACUUCAACCACAGGCUUGGGGAUUCACGGGUGCAGACCCUGAUCCAGAAGGCUCCAUCUUGAAGGCCGUGGCGCGCAUCCAAUUCAUCGGCAGUGGCAAAUUCGGUGAGCUCAGUUGGCUGCUGAUGGUCUCGGCGCUCAUCGAAGCCUUCGUGUUGAUGGGCAUUGCAAGCCAAGUGACUUUGCAUGUGGCCAGAUGUCUCUAUGGAGAGAUGUUCCGCGAAGUGACGGAGACCUCCUAUGAGAAAGUGGUAUGGCAGAGCGAGGAGGAAAAUGGAGAUGAUCCAGGGCUGCAAAAGAGCGGGCGGUCCACGUUCGGCCGACAACGAAAAUCGGCGUUCAAGGCGAAACAUGCUGGAGCAUUGGACCUCUCGGCCUCCAUGCCAGUGGAUGCGGUCGCCAUCAGAGAAGUGGGGCUGACUCGCAGAACUCAGUUGCUGUUGCAACACCUGGCGGCACCCGCAGUGGCUCGAUUUGAGGGUGAACUGCUGUUGCAGAGUUACCUGGAGCGAAGGCUCCUGGGCUUCACCGAUUUCGAGGCCACCGAUGCUCUGGGCUCCAGCAACGCCCAACGCCUCAUCGACGCAGCGGAGAAAGCGUUGUCCAUCAUGGAGGAUCAUGAUGAUGAAACUUAUGCUUUGCUUGAAAAGUUGAGCAGACGCUGGAGAUUGGAGGAACAUGGUUUCCUUCCAGAGACGUUGAAGACUGCUUACCUCUAG